Perkinsus marinus ATCC 50983 is the source of this 369-nucleotide messenger RNA. RefSeq names its product ribosome biogenesis protein bop1, putative. Gene Ontology annotation, molecular function: ribonucleoprotein complex binding. NCBI's taxonomy places the organism in Eukaryota, Perkinsozoa, Perkinsida, Perkinsidae. Gene Ontology annotation, cellular component: preribosome, large subunit precursor; PeBoW complex. The transcript has 3 exons. The record is from RefSeq and is a predicted model, not a curated record. The annotation marks the transcript as partial. Gene Ontology annotation, biological process: maturation of LSU-rRNA from tricistronic rRNA transcript (SSU-rRNA, 5.8S rRNA, LSU-rRNA); ribosome biogenesis.
AUGCCUUCUGCAAAGAAGACUCGCCAAGUGCUGCCUGAAGCUUCCGAGGCUCCCAAACCCGUUCGUGAGGAGGAUGCGGCCCUGCAAGAGUUGGAAGACUCUAAGGAUACUCCCGGUUUCGAAAUUGGAGACGAUAUUGUUGAAAAUGCAAGUACACAUGCCAGUGGUGAUGAGGAAGGGGAGGAAUCUUCCGAGACUGAGGACGAUUAUGAUUCGGACGACUCUGAUGAUGAGUAUACUCGGAACCGUAUAGGCAAAGUACCGCUGAAGUGGUAUCUCGACAACCAUGAUCAUAUUGGUUAUGAUAUCUCUGGAAAAAAGAUUGCACGCACUGUGAAGACUUCCGAGAUAGAUACUCUCUUGAGAGCG